AGAACACGACCUUGGUUCCGAGAGUUCAAUUCUACGCAAUAGAGAUCGCCCGGAACAGGAGUGGCCUGAACGACAGCAUCAGAGAGAAAUUCGGCGCCAAAUCGAAACCCGUGAAAGCUUAAAGCGCCAGACAGCUGCGUCUAACAUCCCUCGUGUGUUCACCAAAACAUUUCGUCAAUGGAGCUCCAGGGCAAGCUUCAGUCUUACGUCACCCGAACUAGCGAAGAGCUCGGAAUCACUCCCAUACGCGCUAUUCGGCUGAUUUAUUCCGCGAAACGACUGUCGGACCGAACGAAGGGAGACUUCAGUGUUUUCAUAACGGGACCCAGGAGCGAUGAGCUUCAAGCGUUUAUUCCAAGGAUGAUCGCGGAUCUCCCGCGGCUGUCAGAAUCGUGGCCGCUCCAAAUUUCUGUGGUGGAGUACAGAGCAGAGUCUCCCUAUGUCGACCUCAUCCUCGAAAGACCAUCAGCCUUCCAUUAUUUGUGUCGAAGAGUCGCGCGGAUCCACCUACGGAUUGAGAAACUCCUCAAAGAUCCACCGGCGAGCGGGAAACGUUUGGUUUUCGUCAGAUCUCCGAGGGAGAACGACUUCGAUGGAAAGAGAUCCCUUCUUCUAGUAAAUUACAUGCGCAGGGUCUGCCAGUUCAACGGAAUCGAGACGACUUUUGAAGAACCCGAAUGGUCAGAUGUAUCUUGUGAUAGCGGUCAAGAAGAAUUCGAGACUAAUUCUUGCUACGAGCAGUCUUGUGAAGGAGUAGAUCUGGCGAAGUUCGUGAAAAUCAGAGGAUUGUCCGAAAAGUUUCAUCCGAGUGUUGGGCUCGUUCUCAAGAACAGCCCAGCCUUCAAAUUCGCUCAAGCUAUCCGGCGACGUAUCCAUCUCGGACCCGGGGAUCUCCUCUGUCACGUCGCUCCACACAGCAAGAGCUCGAAUCAGCAGAAAGUCGGACUACUUCUGAUGGUUCUGGGUUUCGAAGCGAAGCAGAGUUUUCUUUUCCACGGAGGGGCGCAGGGAGGCAAUUCGUCAAUAGAAUCGCACGAACAUCGGAUCGGCUCACAAAUCAGUCAUCAGCUCCGGCAGAAAAGGAUCCACGGAACCGAAGCAGUUGGAGAGGUUUUGAAAGACACAAAAAUCGCAUUCGAUUUCCUGAGCGUCAAGCAGGCGAGUCGAGUAAAGCUUCCCGAUAAUCCACCGGAUUCCGAUCCGGGCAGCUUUGGGGACAGAGGAGGACUAUUCGUCCAAUACACUUGCUCCAGAUUGACCGGCAUCCUCAAGAAAUAUGAUAGAUUGAUAUCCCAGCGCGUUUAUCCUGGCUGCCUGUCCUCUGAUGAGCUCUGCGCGGAAAAUAUGGAUACUACUCAUCUCUCCUCGGAUCAGGAAUGGAGCCUCUGGAGAUCAAUGUUGCGAUUUGUGGACCUUCUCGAGAGCUCCUCAAAUACUUCGCUUCCUCUAUACGACCUCGAUCCGUUCCCUCGGAUAGACGCCGGGGCCCAUACGGCCUGCGAAAGUCUUCUGUUCCUCUGCAAGGAGUUCUCUGCGUUCUAUUCGAGGGUGCGCAUUCUCGUGGAAAGUCAAGCUCAUGUUCUCCGCACGGUUGAGUGCCGCAUUUACUUCGUCGGUAUGCUGCUCAAGUUGAUCAAAGCUGGCUUAUGGCUCAUGGGAUUAGAAGCUGUUGAAUACAUGUAGUCCUUCAAUGAGUCAGGCUGCUCGCGGGCCUCGUGCAUAUAUAUCUCAGUUGUACAAGAAUGGAGGGGCAAUACAGGACUUCGGACUCUCUUCGAAUCCAUAUUA
Messenger RNA from Galendromus occidentalis (western predatory mite), 1788 nucleotides. RefSeq lists its product as uncharacterized. Gene Ontology annotation, biological process: arginyl-tRNA aminoacylation; tRNA C3-cytosine methylation. The coding region runs from base 178 to 1683 and encodes 501 amino acids. The transcript is spliced from 10 exons. NCBI's taxonomy places the organism in Eukaryota, Metazoa, Arthropoda, Arachnida, Mesostigmata, Phytoseiidae. Gene Ontology annotation, molecular function: arginine-tRNA ligase activity; tRNA binding; ATP binding. The record is from RefSeq and is a predicted model, not a curated record.